UUAAAACAUUUUUUUUUUGUCAUUAACUUCCUUCCUGUUUUAACUGCCAGCACUCAGAAGUCCGAGUUGAGAGACAGAGGCACCCGGGCAGAGACGUGAACCACCGAAUAUCAAAAUGACUGAAAAAGCCCCAGAACCACACGUGGAGGAGGAGGAGGAUGAACUGGACGGGAAGCUCAAUUAUAAGCCUCCACCUCAGAAGUCCCUACAAGAGCUGCAGGAGAUGGACAAAGAUGAUGAGAGUCUAACUAAGUACAAGAAAACACUCCUGGGGGAUGGCCCUGUGAUAGCAGACCCCACAGCCCCCAAUGUCGUUGUCACCCGCCUUACCCUGGUCUGUGAGACUGCCCCAGGACCGAUCACCAUGGACCUCACUGGGGAUCUUGAAGCCCUCAAAAAAGAAACUUUUGUUCUAAAGGAAGGUGUUGAAUAUAGAGUCAAAAUUCACUUCAAAGUGAACAGAGACAUUGUGUCGGGCCUGAAAUAUGUCCAGCACACCUACCGGACUGGGGUGAAAGUGGAUAAAGCCACAUUUAUGGUCGGCAGCUACGGGCCUCGGCCAGAAGAGUAUGAGUUCCUGACUCCGAUCGAGGAGGCUCCCAAAGGCAUGCUGGCCCGAGGCACCUACCACAACAAGUCCUUCUUCACCGACGAUGACAAGCACGACCACCUCACCUGGGAGUGGAACCUGUCCAUUAAGAAGGAGUGGACAGAAUGAGCACACUGCCCAACCCUGUCCCUGCCCCUGCCACCUGGAAGAACCCUCUCAGUUGUGUUCACCACCCUGGCCCUCCACCCUGAUCAUAGCUGGGCCCCUUCCCAACCCCCCUCACAGCCUCUUACUGAUGCAUCUUCUCCCACUCUCUCUCUCAGAGUCGCCCCUCGCACUGGACACUUAAAACCCAGGCUCUCAUCCUGCCCAUUUUUUCUGAUCCCCCAUCACGGCCAGAUCUUCGAAGUUCUGUUCCUUAAUAAGCAACCAUUUAGUGUUGGCUCUCUUGUUCUCAUUUGAGGAACUAGAGGCCAGGAAGUGGGCAAACAAUCACUAGCCAUCCUUUUGCCUGGGUUCCAGUGCUCAUCCCACCCCUGGACUAUGCUGUGGCUGCUGCUGGCUCAGUGACAGUCCCGAACCACAUUCCUUGCCACUUGGGUUCUUCUUUCCUGGGAGACACUUAAACAGCACAAGAGAGUAUGAAUAAAACAAUUGUAUGACCUCA
This is a messenger RNA of Artibeus jamaicensis (Jamaican fruit-eating bat), 1217 nucleotides long. It is a transcript of the gene ARHGDIB, whose product is annotated as Rho GDP dissociation inhibitor beta. The transcript is spliced from 6 exons. The record is from RefSeq and is a predicted model, not a curated record. The coding region runs from base 116 to 718 and encodes 200 amino acids. Lineage: Eukaryota; Metazoa; Chordata; Mammalia; Chiroptera; Phyllostomidae. Gene Ontology annotation, cellular component: cytosol; membrane; cytoplasm. Gene Ontology annotation, molecular function: Rho GDP-dissociation inhibitor activity; protein binding. Gene Ontology annotation, biological process: Rho protein signal transduction.